Molecule: messenger RNA, 1638 nt
Organism: Penicillium antarcticum
Lineage: Eukaryota; Fungi; Ascomycota; Eurotiomycetes; Eurotiales; Aspergillaceae
Exons: 12
Coding region: 1-1638 (545 amino acids)
Biological process (GO): transmembrane transport
Cellular component (GO): membrane
Molecular function (GO): transmembrane transporter activity
Source: RefSeq, a predicted model, not a curated record
AUGUCGCAGGAGGCACACGUUUCUCAGUCAAAGGGCCAGCAGGAAGAGUUCGUGGAGACUAUUGAACCCUCCCAACCAUCUGCAGCCCCUCACUCCGACGAUGGCAGAAAGAAUCAGACUCAAGGAGAUCAGGCUCUUCAACUUAUUCAGGAGAUAGGCCACUCGACUAUCCUUACCCCAGAGAACAAUGCGAAAGUCCUUCGAAAGAUCGACCUGCGCCUGCUCCCUAUUCUCCUGGGAAUCUACUUCCUUCAACAACUCGAUAAGUCAACCAUCUCAUAUGCUUCAAUCUUUGGUAUUGUUGAGAAAGCCAACCUACAUGGCCAACAGUACUCCUGGCUAGGAGCCUCGAUUUACCUGGCCCAGCUGGUGUUCCAGCCCCUUGUCGCUUACCUUUUGGUCAAGGUGCCCCUGGCAAAGUUCCUAGCUGUGUCAUGUCUUCUCUGGGGCAUCUCUUUAUCUUGCAUGACGGCAGCAACCAACUUUGGAGGUCUUCUUGGUUGCCGAAUCUUCCUUGGUAUCUUUGAGGCCGGUAUUGCCCCGGCUUUCAUUGCAGUUACUCAGAUGUGGUAUCGGCGUCGUGAACAGCCCGUGAGAUUGAGUUCUUGGUAUGCUAUGAAUGGAGUUGUGAACAUGUUUGGAAGUUUGAUUGCCUACGGGCUGGGACACAUCCACUCUUCUAUCUUUGCCUCCUACCAGAUCAUUUUCCUUUUCUUUGGUCUGGUUACGGUGGCCUUCUCAGCUGUCAUUCUUGUAUUCAUGCCUGACUCCCCCAUCUCGGCUAAAUUCCUCCACGAGGAAGACAAGCUUCUUGCAAUCGAAAGACAACGGAUGAACCAGCAGGGUGUGGAAAGUCAAGAAUGGAAAUGGGACCAUGUGAAGGAAGCAUGCCUCGACCCCAAGUCAUGGUUCUGGUUUGCAUUGAUGUUCUCCAUCUCUGUUCCAAGUGGUGGUAUCACCACCUUCGGUCCCUUGAUCAUCAAGUCCUUCGGCCUCAGUGAAUAUGAUACCAUGCUGUUUAACAUUCCAUUUGGAGCAGUUCAGCUUGUCGCAACAAUGGGAGGUGCAUGGCUAGCGACCGUUUGGAAGAUGAAAGGCCCGGUGCUGGCCUUGCUAUGCCUUCCUCCUAUCGCUGGAUGUGUCAUGCUCUUGCAGAUUACGCAUGAUGCUGCCCACAAGGGACCUUUGCUUGCGGGAUACUACAUAAUUUCUGUCUACCCAGCUAUCACUCCAUUGAUUUACUCAUGGUCGGCGGGAAACACUGCCGGAGAGACUAAGAAGAAGGUUACCACCGGCAUUCUUUACGUUGGACAGUGCGCUGGUAAUGUUCUCGGUCCUAAUCUCUACACCACGAAUGAUGCACCACUUUAUCGCCGUGGACUUCUAUCUAACCUUGCGAUGUUCUGUGUGUUGAUACUGCUGAUCGGGGCAAACAUGGCAUACCUCUACUUCCUGAACAAGAAGCAUGAACAGAGACGUGUGGCUGUUGGAAAGAGUGCCAAGGUUGUCGACCAGUCAAUGCAGACCGUCCAGGUUGCUACGGACGACAAAGAAGCUCUUCCUGCUCAACAGAUGGUAGACAAUGCCUGGAAAGAUUUGACUGACUGGCAGAAUGAGGAUUUUGUUUAUGUAUUCUAG